Molecule: messenger RNA, 3031 nt
Organism: Mugil cephalus (flathead mullet)
Lineage: Eukaryota; Metazoa; Chordata; Actinopteri; Mugiliformes; Mugilidae
Gene: msh2
Product: mutS homolog 2 (E. coli)
Exons: 16
Coding region: 108-2918 (936 amino acids)
Biological process (GO): mismatch repair; somatic recombination of immunoglobulin genes involved in immune response; mitotic recombination
Cellular component (GO): nucleus; MutSalpha complex
Molecular function (GO): ATP binding; ATP-dependent DNA damage sensor activity; mismatched DNA binding
Source: RefSeq, a predicted model, not a curated record
GAAGAAGAAGAAGAAGAAGAAGAAGACCGGAACCUGCUCGGUUUCCACGGCAACGCAAAGACGACGUCGCUUCCUGUUUGGCCACAGCAGUGGCGGGAGAUUCCAGCAUGGCGGUGCAACCGAAGCAGAACCUGUCCAUGGACAGUGCGGCCGAGCACGGCUUUUUAAACUUCAUUUUCUCCAUGUCGGAGAAACCGGACACGACGUUCAGGGUAUUUGACCGCAACGACUACUACACCGUCCACGGGAAAGACGCCAUAUUCGCGGCGAAGGAGGUUUUCAAGACUAACGGGGUCAUCAAGUAUUUGGGCUCAGGAAGUCGCAAGCUGGAGAGUGUGGUCCUGAGCAAGCUGAACUUUGAGGCCUUUGUAAAAGACUUGCUACUUGUGAGGCAGUACAGAGUGGAGGUGUACAGAAAUCAGAGCAAGAGCAGCAAGGAGCACGACUGGAAGAUCGAAUACAAGGCCUCUCCAGGAAACUUGACUCAGUUGGAAGAGAUUCUGUUUGGUGGUGGAGGAACCGGAGCAGAGGGCUGUGCCGGAGUCGUAGCCGUGCGGUUUGCGACGGGAGCUGAUGGACAGCGUGUGGUCGGCGUUGGCUACGUAGAUGCAGCCCAGAGGAAGAUGGGUGUUUGUGAGUUUCCAGACAAUGAGAUCUUCUCCAACUUGGAGUCCCUGCUCGUCCAAAUCAGCCCAAAGGAGUGUCUGUUAGCCCAGGGUGAAGGCAACGCUGAUGGGAAUAAACUGCGGGAGGUGGUAGAGCGUGGGGGUGUGCUGGUAUCUGACAGAAAGAGGGCAGAUUUCAGCAGCAAGGACAUGGUUCAAGAUCUCAACAGGCUGCUGAGAGCCAAGAGAGGAGAGACCGUGGCGAGCAACACGCUGCCCGAGCUGGACAAACAGGUGGCUAUGUCGUGUUUGGCUGCAGUCGUGCGUUUCCUUGAGCUGCUCUCUGACGAGUCCAACUUCAACUCCUUCAGUCUGACCACUCUGGACCUGGGUCAGUACAUGAGGCUGGACAACGCUGCCGUCAGAGCCCUUAACCUCUUCCAGGGUUCACCCGACGACACCAGUGGAGCUCAUUCAUUGGCUGGGCUGUUGAAUAAAUGCCGUACGCCUCAGGGUCAGCGGCUCGUCAACCAGUGGAUCAAACAGCCGCUCAUGGACAAAACCAGAAUAGAGGAGAGGCUGGACCUGGUGGAGAGUUUUGUAUGCGACUCUGAGCUGAGGCAGACCUGUCAGGAGGAUUUGCUGCGGCGGUUUCCUGAUCUUCACCGCCUGGCCAAGAAGUUCCACCGUCACACCGCGACUCUACAGGACUGCUACCGCGUCUACCAGGCUGUGAGCCAGAUCCCUGCCCUCAUCGCAGCCCUGGAGAAGAACUCAGGCAGCUACCAGAUGCUGCUGCAGGCAGUGUUCCUCUCCCCUCUCAGAGACCUGCAGGGCGACUUCGUUAAGUACCAGGAGAUGAUUGAAACCACGCUGGACAUGAACCAGAUUGACCACCACGAGUUCCUGGUGAAGGCGUCGUUCGAUCCGGUGCUGAGCGAGCUGAGAGAAAAGAUGGACACGCUGGAAAAGAGCAUGCAGGCAGUGCUGAACAGUGCAGCCAGAGAGCUAGGUCUGGAUGCCGGUAAGACGGUAAAGCUGGAGUCCAACGCCAUGCUGGGCUUCUACCUGAGAGUCACGUGCAAGGAGGAGAAGAGUCUACGGAACAACAAGAAAUUCACCACGCUGGACGUUCAGAAGAACGGCGUGCGCUUCACAAACAGCAAGCUGAGCUCCCUCAACGAGGAGUACACCAAGAGCAGGGAGGAGUACGAGGAGGCCCAGAACGCCAUCGUCAAGGAGAUCAUCAACAUCGCCUCAGGCUACGUGGAUCCCCUGCAGACGCUGAGCGACGUGAUAGCGCAGCUGGACGCGGUGGCGAGCUUCGCCGUGGCGUCCGUCUCCGCUCCCGUGCCGUUCGUCCGGCCUCGCCUCUUGGCCGACGGCUGCAGGCGCAUGGAGCUGCUGCAGGCCAGGCACCCGUGCAUGGAGACCGACGCGGACACCGCGUUCAUACCCAACGACAUCACCUUCGUCCAGGGCGUGAAGAGCUUCUACAUCAUCACAGGACCAAAUAUGGGCGGUAAGUCGACGUUCAUCCGGCAGGUGGGCGUGAUCGCCCUGAUGGCUCAGAUCGGCUGCUUCGUGCCAUGUGAGAAGGCGGAGCUCAGCGUGAUUGACAGCGUCCUGGCCCGAGUGGGAGCGGGGGACAGCCAGGUGAAGGGAGUGUCCACCUUCAUGUCCGAGAUGCUGGAGACCGCUGCCAUUCUGCGGUCGGCCACGGAGAACUCCCUCAUCAUAAUCGACGAGCUCGGCAGAGGGACGUCCACGUACGACGGCUUCGGCCUGGCCUGGGCCAUCAGCGAGCACAUCGCCUCCAAAAUCGGCUCCUUCUGCCUCUUCGCCACCCACUUCCACGAGCUGACGGCGCUGGCGGCGCAGCAGCCCACCGUCCACAACCUGCACGUCACGGCCCUGACCACCCGCGACACGCUCACAAUGCUGUACAGAGUCAAACCAGGAGUGUGUGACCAGAGCUUCGGGAUCCACGUUGCCGAGCUGGCCUGCUUCCCGCCGGCGGUGCUGGCCGUGGCCAAGGAGAAGGCGGAGGAGCUGGAGGAGUUCCAGGAACCCGUAGGAAAGAUGUCAGAGCAGCAUGAGGAGCCCGAGGCCAAGAGACGACGCACGGACAAACAAGAUGGGGAGAAGCUGAUCCAGGACUUUCUGCAGAAGGUGAAGUCACUUCCUGUCGCCACCAUGACCGAGGAGGAGGUGAAGGUGGAGCUCCGGAGAAUGAAGCAGGAGCUGACCGCCAAAAACAACGCAUACAUCCACGAGAUCCUCGCUCGCUGUGCUUCUGUAAAAACUGCUUGAUUUUUAUCUUUUUUUUCUGCUUCCUCUCAUCACAAGCUUAGUAAAUGCUUAAAGUUCAGAACACUAGAGCGCUUAUACUGUAUAGUUUUCAAUAAAGAUGUUUUUCAAAUAUG